Messenger RNA from Ooceraea biroi (clonal raider ant), 13838 nucleotides. RefSeq lists its product as uncharacterized. Lineage: Eukaryota; Metazoa; Arthropoda; Insecta; Hymenoptera; Formicidae. The record is from RefSeq and is a predicted model, not a curated record.
AUGUAUAUUGCAGAAUGAAUAUAUGAAUAUAUAGAUAUAUAUUAUCAUUGUCGUCAUUAUCGCCGUCGUCGUCGCGAUCGCGACCGUCGUCGUUCAUCACCGUCAUUAUCAUCUUAUUCGUCAUCGUUAUAAUCAUUAUUAUUAUUAUCAUUAUUAUUAUUACUAUUAGCGGAUAUUAUUGUGAGUAUAUUAUGCCAAUUAUAUGAACGUGAGAGUAUUAAGUAAAGCUAGUAAGAAAGCACCAUAAGACAUAACACAUGCGCGUUAAUGACGGUCUAUACAUACAUAUAACAAAGCAUACACACGGACACGCAUAUGUAAAACUGUGUUGUGAGCAUCAGAUUACUUUUUCCGUUUGUAGUUAAUUAAAUCCUUAAGUUUCCGUAUGGUUUAAACAUUUUUUUGAUGCAGGUACUCGCGCAGAGAGAGGAGGAGAGAGAGAGAGGGUGGGAGAGUGAGAGAAUGUGAGAAUGACAGAAUGAGAGAAUGAGAAUGAGAUGGAGAGAAAGAAUGAUAAGCCAUUAACAUGUGUUAGAUAAUUGAAAACGGAAAAGGACAACAAAAAUUUUCGAAAGAUCAUUGUAAUCUGUUCUUAAUUUUAGCAAUUUUCUUCUGUUACAUGUAUGAAUUACAUUGAAACUUAAGUUUUUUACAUAGCAGACUGAUUAAUUGAUGAACUACUCAGAGCAAUUGUGUGAUUAUAUAUUAAUUAUUAUUUAAUUAAUUAUUGAAAAAUGUAACUGAUUUCAAAUAAUCCUUCGAAACGGACAAUUUGAUUUGAUUAUCGGGGUUAUCAGAGAACAUAAUAAUUCAUGAUUAAUGCAUACCAUUUCACACACGAAGCGUUCCAAGUACCUUAGUCAUUAGCAGCGGACAAAUGAAUUAUUGUCUAUUCGUCAUAGUUUAUAUAAAUUUCUUUUAAUAUAUAUUUUAUAUAUAUAUAUAUAAAUUAGUCGAUGUGUGUUGAUUCUAAUCUCUUUGUAUGAUAACUCUUAUAACAUAUUAUAUAUUUUUCUCUAUGUAGAAAUUUGAGAAUUUUUCGUUGCUUGUGUAAUUUAUACGUGGUGUGUAACAAACCUUUUACUUGUGGUAUAAAAUUAUUUAAAUAUUUUAUCUAUUAUCUUUUAUGAGAGAAUACGUAGAAUAUCGCGAUAUAAUGGGGCAUUUUCGGCAUUCUCGCUGUUAAUUAAUUAAUUAAUUAAUCGAUUAUAAAUCUGUUUCGUUCUUAUUGAUUGCCAUGGAGCGCGUUUCAGCGUAUUUUUUAUGUGGCGUGUUUUAUGAGUGAUGGUUAGUGUGCCAAUAUGUACCCGACGUUAGUUAUUACGUCGGCCAGCACGAUCGGCAAGUAAUUUACGGAAAGAUCGGGGACGGGACCUUUGACAAAAUGACCGGCGUCGAGGCGAUCAAACGAUCUGCUCAGUUUCGUAAAAUGCCUCCACGGUAACCGCCUAUUCCAUGUUCAUCCUUUUCUGUUUCUCUUUCUUUCUUCGUUUUGGGAGAAAAAGGCAAGAAGUCUCUGUACCUUAAGUAGCGUAACGCAUAGUAUACAAUAAUGGCUAUCCAUGCGAUUCACCAAUUAUUGCUCUUAUUAUUAUUAUUAAUUAUUUUUAUUGUUAUUAUUGCUAUUCUUAUUAUUAUUAUUAUCGCUAUUAUUAUUAUUAUUAUAUUGCGCAAAUAAAAAAACGAUUACAACCAGGAAAAUGAAAAACAAGCUUGCAGUAUUUCACCUUCCUUUAUUGAAAAAUUAAUGCGUACUCUCAACGAUUAUCACGAGUAGUUUCUCCAGAUAUGGCUUCAGUAAACUUGAUAGAUCCAAGUGCACACAAAUAUUGAUGAUAUUGUAGAUUUUUUAAUGCCAACAAAUUACGAACUAAUUUAAUAACGAUGAAUUAGAGAACUGGAGAAAUAUAACAUUUUAUCUUUAAUUUGUAUUUGCAUUUUACAUUUAUUUAAAUAAUUAAAUUAAAGUUCAUUGACUUUUUAAGAGAGUCGAUAAAACCUUUGAUUAACAGCGUAAUAUUUAUAUUUCUCACAAAAAAAAUUGAAUGCAACUUCGAAAUCGGAUCCAAAUAGGAAAAUUCAGACGUCACCUCGUGCUAGAGAUACAAAAUAAGCACAUCAGGUAAGAUUAAUACUUAAUACUAUAAAUAUUAAUUAUUUUUCUUAAACUAAUAAUCAAUUCCAUAAUCAAUUAAUUCUCUCUGAAUUUGAAAUGUGUGCGCGCGAUCCAGUAUCCAGUAUUUAAGAAACAAGUUUAUUACGAAAAGAUUCGGCAUGAUUUCAUUACCGAUUGAAUACAGAGUGAAUCAAGUUCGAGUCACAAAAAUAGAAAAAUUUAUUAAAUAAGUUUAUUAUAUUGUAUCAUUGCAGUAUUAUGUUUUUUGUAUAAUAUGAUUUUAUAUUGUUUAAACUAAUUUUUUAUGUAUUAUGUAUGAAUAAUAUGAUUUUUGGUCAGUUUUUCAUGAAGACAUUGUUCAUCGACAUAAAGCCAAAUGAGGCUGCUUAAGAUUUCGCAGAUGAAAGAAAAACGUUCUUGAAAGGAAACGAGCUUAUGAAGUUGAAAGAUGAAACUACAUGUAUAGAAAUCACCGUUGUUUUCACUGGAUAAAGGUUUGAUUCGAAAAAAGUCGAUUUUGUUCAAGAAGGGCACGAUGAAAAUCAAGUGAACAUCAAAUUAUAAUAGAUAAGACAUUGUUUUUUAACUGGUACAAGGGCAUUUGCUUAUUUUUGACUAAAAUAUUAGAUUUGUAAAGAGGCUUUUUGCGAUCGUGGGAUUUAUAUCCCUAAAUACACAUAUUAGAUAAUUAUAAUGGAUAUUAUAAUUAGGCAAGGUAAAAUUAGGAAUAAUUAAAAUAAGAUUUGAGGUUUAUAUCUUAAUAAACGAUUUAUAUAAGUGGGAACACAUGAUGCUGUGCAUCUGCGCACGUAACGAACGUGUAAUAAUACAUUGCGAUGGCCGAAUUCUCGCAAAUUUCUACACAGUAUAUCCGGUUCCCACAUCUUUAUCAUAUUCUUCAUUUUUAAAUUUGAUGAACUCACUCCAUUUAAAUUUUUACAUAAAAAAAUACUUUGACUUAGAUUUUUGUUUUAUUUAAGAGCUGAUUUAAAGGGCUGUUAAACUUUCCACGCGGUUUAGUUCAAGCCAAAGCCGAUUUUCGAUACCAAGCAGCAUUGUAUUUGGUAACGUACCAUUGUUAAAAUAAUCGUACAAAUCUACUCUACUACCUACAAAAUAAAUAAUCGAAAAGAGAAGUUUGAACAGCGGUCUGCGACACACCGCAGUCCAUCUAGAUUUGCAUGGACACUCAGACUCGUACGGAUCGGUUCGAGACCGAUUAGCGGAGCCUUUGCAGCGAGAAAUGGAUUCCCGUCUGCGACUUUUUGAUAUGCAUUACAUAGAUGAAUACGUUAAAUGAAACGCACGACGUUGCACACACGACUUGUUCCCGCGCGAGCGUGCGUCCGCGCGCGCGUCGUGUCUUCGAGAGAAUCACAAGAAGAUCUGAAAAUUCGACGGACGUGAAAGGAAAUUUCGAGUCGGGACGGAAGGCCGAGGGAUAUCUGCGAUUCGGCAUAUACCUAACGGGCGCAUAUAUCGUACGCACAUAUAUACCGACACAUGUACAAACAUACGCAUUGCAUGGUCUUAAGUGUCUCUGUAUUAAAUGUCUUCGGUGUGUAAUUCUUAGCGCGUUAAGAUUAAUCGACAAAAAAUCGGACAGCACUAAUCUCCUACCUCGAGAUAACGUAUUGAGAGAUGGCACGAGAUACCGGAGAAGGCAUAGCAUGUGAAAAAAAAUGCGUUACCCCGAUAAGGAGGAAGCUAAUCGAGACCGUCGAUAAAUGGGUCAAAGCGAUGAUUUUCUGAUAAUGAAAUUAAAAGCCGUAAAUAUAAUGAGGAUAAAAUAAUUACGUAAUUGUGUGCGCUGGCUAUCACUAGGGAAUAACUAUUGAGAUUUUAUUUUUGGAAAAUCAUAGCAUUUUCCUUUUUACCUUUAGGAUUACCUACAGCCUUCUGGCAAAGCGAAUCGAGAAGGAAGAAGGGUGAAAGUGUGGGGGUGAAUCGUGUUCUCAGUAGCAUGUAUGUGAUUAACUUGUGCCACCCGUACCGUAAAAAGGGAGAUCUUUAUCGAGAUACCGAUGUCGCGAUGACGUUUGUGAAAUUUCCGUAAUUAGAUUAAGAAUGCUAAAGAAGCAGAAUUAAAGAGAAAAAAAGAAAAAAGAAAAGAAGAUAUGGCCGCAUGUAAUCAGGGUGAAUAAGGAUGAAGAAAGGAGGAAUCAAGUGUCUUCGGAAUUAAAAGCGUCGCAUUUUAAAGUGCUCCGGUACUAGAACGCUAAUUAGAAUUAUCGGCAGCCUUUGUGCAUUGACAUAAUCCUUAUAAAUUAAUCGUGUAUAAGCGAGAAUUAAUUAUCUAGCGUUCGAUAAUACUCAAUGUUCGUCUGUUGCAUUCGACUUCCGUGCGCGUUGGCCGUAAUUUUGAUAUUCAGCGGGACUUUUGAUUGGAAUUUGGACGUUUUGAUGACUUUGUACCUUCAGCAAUCUCGGAAGAUUCAUCGAUCGAUAAGCGUCAAAUCAAUCCGAUUGUUAAUCAGCUUAUUUGUCGCCCGUGUCAAUUGCUGGAAACAAUGUAGUCCCUAUUAUGAAAAAAGGACUUUGUGGACAGGUUCAGAACAUUAAGGACAAUGUCAAGAGAUUUUCCGGGAAAUUUACAGAUCAUGGUAAACGGAGCAGAUCUAUAAGUUGCCGGAAGACUAGAUGAAAGGCGAGCCGUUCCGUCGCUAAUUUCGAGCAGGAAAACUAUCUCUUUCUAAACGACAAUAUCGAUAAUCAAUAUAUUGGUUGUCGAAGAAGUCAAAGAAGAAUAAAAACAAGAAGAAGGAGAGGAAGGCCGCGUAAAAUUUUUGCGAAGACACGUGAUGAAGCAACGACGCGAUGUUGUGCAACGUUGGCCGUUGAUCCUCCGCUAAGAUCGAAAGUAGCGAAAGUGAUGUUGCAAGGAACAAGAGUAUCGGAUGCUGCAAACGAUCUUCCCUACUUAAUCCGCGAUAGCGUCACUUGCCAUUCGCUAUUUGUACUGUGAUCGAAAUUACCAAAUGGAGCCGCAUACUUCGCACUGACCAAACUGCGUUAAGCUGCAUGCAUAAAAGAGAACGAGUUUAUUUUAUUUAUAACUGUCUAAAAAUUUAUCGGAUUCGAUUCCAAGUUACGUAAUAAAAUUGGAUGCAGCUAGAUCGGAAGACAGAGCAGGAGAAAUGUGAUUUUUUGGUAUCAUUGUUCAUUGUAACAACGUGAUAUUAAGAUAAGAGAAAAAAUCAUCGAGUUGUCAACAUGAAUCCAACAAUAACAAUCGGAGAGUUCAUCUUUUUAUUCUCGUUAUACGUUUUUCUUGAAAGAUAUAGCAUUGUGAGCAACGUCGAGUUUGCCCUAUCGAUAUUCUAAAGCGAUGGAAAAGUUCAUUUAUGAUACUACGUUAAUAGAAAAGAUCAAAGAGAAAUUUCUCGUUAAAUCUUAAGAAUUUGAAAAUUGACGAGGAUGAAUAAUCCGCGUUUAGAAAAAUAUGUUGCGCUACGUACGACAUAAAAAUAAUAAUUGCUUGACAGGUAAUGCGGCAGAUUAUCGCUUUAAAGCGGAUGUAAUCCGAGAUUACGAUGUGAUCAAUAAUUCGCAUGCUUUUGAACAAACUCUUUCGCGUUUUCGGUACGCGCACGAAAACAUAUAUCUCUGAUACGAGGCCUCUUAAAAGUAAUUAUUGAAUUAUUCGUACUUGGGAACAAUUUUUGAGAAACGAGUGUCGGGUCGUUCUCGCGGUGAUUUGUGAUUAAUCAUUGUCAUGCAGUAAUUAUGAAACAUACAUCUCGCAAGAAAACAAUGACGUUCUCGUGCGAGCUUAAUUACGCGCGUAGGAGAAAUGUCAGGCAUAACGUAAUUUAUCUCUAAAAAAGGUAAUAUCUUUGCGCAUAUGAAACAAAGUUAGUAGGAAGAGACGAAGAUCAAAGUGCUACAUUAUAUAAAAGUGCUACAUAGCGAAAGAAGAUCACGCGGAUUUAGUAUGAUACAUUGUCAUAUUUCUUCCGUAUUAAAACAAAAACGCAAGGAAAAUCUUAGAUGCGUAGUUUUUAAAGGACUGUGCUUUUUUUUAGAAAAAUAGAAGGAUCUGUGUCCAGGAAAAUGUAGGCAAUUAAAAGCAGUAAAGGCGUUUCCAUUAAUAUAAUGAAUUUUGCAAUUUAUUCUUGAAGCAUACAUACAUACAUAACUUUACCAUUUGCCAGUUUGAUUGGCUCCAUAGAAAGAUAUACAUUUGUAGUAACAAUUAAUUCGCGGGUCACCAUCUUUUUAAUAUCACUUUUAUCGUAUUUCUCUCUGUAUUUUAUUUUCCGAUAUUUUUUGAAUACUCUUCUCCUCUUCCAGUUUGCUUAUAUCUCCGAUGCCUGCUGCAAUAUAUUGUAGGAUUAUAUAAUAAAAAUACAUAUAAAUCGAAGGUUCACCCUAUUGGCUGAAUGUACGCUUCUAAAAGGACAUUUUCAGUGGCCGACGCGACCUACAGUGACGCAAAUGAAAGACUUACGGAAUAAACUCACGAUGAACAAAAAUGCAAAUAAAUAUAAGUAAAAUGUUGCGCGUAUAUCUUUCUUAACAUUCAGCAGCAAUUUCGAUACGAGGGGCUGAUGGUGGCCGGAAACGCUUGGCUUCCUCGCCAACCCCUUUUUCACCGGUGCCGCGGUGGCGGUGGAUUAGGAGAUACAUCGAGAAAUAAAUGAGAGCUCUCGGAGAGACGGUGAAGCGCCAAGAGCGGAAUGGCCCGCUCGAAAAAGUAACACGGCUACCGGGCAAUCCAUUAUCUCGGAAAAUAAAUGAGCGUAGAGAUUCCCAUUGGUGUAUGUCAGUGAUCGUGUUCUUUGAUGGAGCGGCCGCGGGUGAAGCUCUUUCGAGACCGGAAAAACGCGCGCGCGCGCGCGCGGCGGCCAACGUGGGGAUGCAGGAACGUCGCACGUGCCAAUAAUGAGGAACGACACAAAGGAAACCACAUACGCGCACGUGAGAGAAUCUCUUACUUAGGGUAGAUACGAAUAAGUGUUCCUUCGACUCAGCGCGUCCAAUCUGGGGAAGAAAGGAAACGGUAAUUAAGGAUCAAACGGUCGCGCUUUCGUGCGGAGGUAGCAGACACGUGAAAUCUCACGGGGAAAUAUUCGGUGAUAGUCGCGUGUGUUUCCCGUAUUUUAAGCGAUGGGUAGAUUUAAUCCAUUGUUGCGCGCAAACAUGGUUAUCAUUAAGCAGCUAUGUAACACUAAACGAUAAGUAGAUCGAUAACGGUAUUCUAAAUAAGCGCUAUUAACCCUGUCGCCGGAUAAUAAUGACUUAAUGGGAGGGACGAAGAGGGUCGUGAAUUAUUGCCAAGAGGAGGGAAAAUCAGGAGAGACUUAGCGAGUGGUUUUCGUGCGAAUCUCUCCGCACGUAAUUGAAUCCGAUGCGUAAACACGAUGGACAAGCGCAGGACCGAUACAGGUUGAUACAGGCUGUUCUGGAAUUCGCCGUUUAGGAUCGAGAAAGGUGCGAUUUCUCGAGAACAUCUCGUGAAUAUAAUAAUGGAUCUCGAUGUACUCGCAGGGGUGGAUUUCUAUCUGACGUAAGAGACCUCCAGCACCCGCGAGGGUAGCGCAACAUUUCAGAAGUAACUCUUGAAGUUCUUUAAAGUCGUUCUACAUUCGCAACGCAUUUUUCUCUUAAAAUCCUUUCUCGCUUGAGAAUUACUCGCCUUUAACGGGAAUAGUUUCGAUUCUCUCGACAAUCCGAAGCUGAACUAAUUUUGCCAGCUUAUUUCUUCAGCUCAGCAAAAGGCGGAUACUAUCACGCUGGAGCAAGAUUUCUCGGGAGAGAUUGGGGUAACAUUCUUCAACGGGUUUUUAACGAAAGUUAUUAAAGCUCGGCUGAAGGUAUAUUCGACUGUCGAUCUGUUCAUAAUUAACGUUAUCUCGUUUACGAAUAAGAAAGUAAGUACCUGUAAGAAAAUAAGAGACACAAAAUCGAUGGUAGUUCAUUUCAUUGCAUUUAUAUCGUACAUCAAUAAUGAUAUAUUAAAUCGAGCUAUUAAACAAGUGUUUAAAUUAAAGUAGAAAGUAAUCGACGUUAAAGUAUUUCUAACGAACACGCAAACGUGCGCUCGUGGACGACAGGGGAGGAGAUCACGGGCAGAUCGAAAAUUCGUGCGAUUGCACGGCGGUUUCUCGUUCCGCGGUGAAGCGCCAAUCGCGAGCGCACUCGUUAUCUUCGCAAAGGAAGAAACGAACUAACGUAAUCGGGGCAAUUAUAAAAGAAGAGAUAUAUGUGAUUGCGCAUCACGAAGAAAUCGUUAUCGUCUUUUAUCAGCCACCGACCGUCGCUAAAUUCCGAUCGAUCGUGACGAUACUUGUAGGCCGCGAGAUCGUAACGAUGUGAACGUCGGCGGUAAUUGUAUACAGGGUGUUAAACAAAUUUCAAGUUCGAUCGGCGGAGAUAAAAGCGAGGGCAAUUCGUCGUGCGAAUUGCAGCGUCGAGCGGUUGCUCUUCGGCACAACGCGUAGCUUCAGCUCGCCUGACAAACGUUACUUUCCACUCGGAUUUUACUGCGUUGAGGAAGUGCGAGGUGCAUCCACUUCCGGCGCGCAUAUCGUGCGGAAGCGAUUUUCUCUGCGUUUCGGACGACGAGGCCUUACAAAGCUGAAACAGCGGCGGAAGCUUCGUAUGUAAGGAGCCUUAAGAAGUGACGUGCUUAUCAAAGAGGCCUAUUAAACGGUACUUUCCACUUGAAGACUCGCAUUCAUGAAUCUUCCUCGCUUUUUCGGCCUUUCGAAACUCUAUAUCCCAAAACAGAGAUUAACGCCACUGUCAAAGUAACGCUUUCGUCUAGUAGAACUUCGUUCCACGUCACGCGGGGAUGCGAUUCAUCAUUCUUCACAUUGCAUAGAUCUAUCGGGAGGCAGUAUAACGUAUGCGCGCGCGUAUGUAAUAUGAAUGGGGAUGUCAUGUGUGCGUGUGUGCCUGCUAUUCCUUUGACGCGUUUCGAUUACCUCUGAGCCGUGUGUCUUAUCCGCCGAGUUUUCCCCAUGACAUAUCAAUGGAAGCGAUUCCGGGUGACGAUUAUGGCUGUAACUCGCUUGACGAGAGCAAGCGGCGGUCGUGUGGGUCGCAUAAAAAACGGAAGCGAUCGCGGAUUGUCGCGACAAUUGUGAGUCUUAGCUUUGGGUGGAGAGGCGGAAGGAAUGAGACAAGGUUUGAUCAUCUCGCGCACGUACUUCUUUUCUUUUGACCCUCCUAAGAUGGACUUUUCUCUCCUUUGAUGGAGACGACAUGCCUCGAGAAAGAACUUGAAAGGAUUAAUGUUGGGAGAAGUGUAACGUCUACUCCCCAGUGGUCCGUGAGGUCCAACAAACCGGAACUCGCGACGAAAGUUACGCGAGUCUCUCUCGAAAGUUUCGCAGUUCGCGAUUCUUACCCCGUUUAACGUGUUUACGUUGUCUCUUUCUUGUUCCCUCCGUGUUCCUUUUUGUCGUCCAUACACACAUAGAUAGAAGUAUGCCAGCUCUACUUCGCGCGCAUCGUAACAGUUAGGGGGAUAAUGUACGAGUUAUAGACUUGAUCCUUCGAACUUGGACGUCGGCGUUAGGCGAACAGUAUUUUGUAUCGUUGUUGUAAUCUAGUUACUGUAAACCCGAAAACUUAACGCAAAUACGUAGUGACAUGUGAAGUCGGCGAGUGCUCUCGUGUGAUUCAUUCAUUGGAGCGUUAUCGAUAUUGGAAAAUCGUAACGGAUCAGUCACGGAUUUCAGAACUGGGAUAUUUUAAACAUGACUAACAGAAAUAUUCCGAGUGAAACAUAAAUUUUUUGUUUUAUAAAUUUUGCAAAAGUAUAUUGCUGUUGUUUCACGUUUUAAAAUGUAUUUUAAGCAGUAUCUCUUAGACUAUGUGCUGUUAUUCGUUAUCAGUAUUAGCGAAUACGAAACAUAAUUUUAGCACGUACUCUUCGAGAUACUUUAUAACAACGUUUCUUAUUUUGUAUCCGACAUACAUUUUUGGAGUGCAUUAUCCAGUUUUAAAUUCGAGGAUAAUACUCGAUCAAGAAUUCGAGAAUCUCGCACCUUCUCCAUCCUUGCUCGUGCGUGCCUCCAAAUAGCACUGAAAUAGCGAGAAAACCUGAGAAAGAGGAAACUCUAUGAUAAGAUGAGAGAAAGAAAGAGAAGAGAGAGAGAGCACUCGAAGGAUUUGAGUAUCCGUUCAUAAGUAGUACGUUCUCAAAUGUAGGUAAUAAAAUGUCGAGGCGAAGAGUAUUUUUUCUAGGAAUGUUAGUGGACCAGCCAGCGCAGGAACAUUAAUAUCGUAAAAUCGCGGCGAAUUUCAUAAUUUAUAAAUUACAGGAAAACAUAAAAAAAUGCAAAAUUAAAACUGUAACUAACAGGAGAAAUAAAAAAAAAUAAGACGUCGGUUGUUGGAUAAGGGGGAUUCAGUGGAGCUUGCAACACAGUGAAAUGAUACUCAAAUGAUAGUAUAAAUGCAGAUUUCGUAGCCCGUAAAAACUUUUUUUAGACGUCCUGGAGAGCAAGAUAGAAUGACUGAGAAUGAGAGGUAUAGGAUGGAAGAAAGAAGGAGAAAGAAAGAAAAAGUAUGAAAGAAUGAGAGAGAGAGGGAGAGAGUGAGCGAGUGAACGAGCGAGCAAAAUGAGUUGAGAAAGAGAGGCAUUAACAGAAUUAAAGAAACAAUAUGAAACCGAUAAUAUUAUAAGCAACAAGAAGUGCUUUUAUGAAAUACAAUAUUAUUUAUACCAUCCUGAUAACAUAUAUGUGCAUAUAUAUAUGUAUAUAUAUGCAUAUAUAUAUAUACAUGUAUAAAUAUCUAUAUCUAUAUACAUUAUAUAUCUAUAUAUGCUACGUGAUAAGAGAAGAAUCGUGUAUUAUGUAACAACAAGGUAUAGAUAAGUAUAUUAAUAUAUUACACAAAAAUACGUCAUAUAAAUAUGCGCAUAUAAAAUAUACAUAUAUAUAUUAAAAAUUAUGACCUAUUAUGAUUAUGAUAAUAUUAUUAAUAUUGUAAUAAUUCGUAGUAUUAUAUUGUGACUAGUACAGCAUUAAGUAAUAAAGGUUGUCCUGUAUGUGAACAUGAGUAUCGUCAAAUGGAUGAUCGAUUUGAGAAAAUCAGCAACCCGUCAUUGUUAGUCCUCUUUCCUUUGUUUCCUCUUUAUUAUAAUAUUUUUGCAUUUCUGCUCAUUUCACAUUACACACCUUGUUUUCCCUCUCUCACGAACCAGUCACAGCGCAGCACAGGAUUUACGAAGACGAGCAUGAAGAUGACAGAAGGUAAGUGCAUUAUUAUUCAAACAUAACACAUUGAUGUAACGAGUAGUCUACGUUAAGAAUUUAUAUUUUAUAUUAAGCCAGAUUAUCCUGGCUAGUAAUCAGUAAGAGUCAGAUCGAUAGAUCGCAAGUACUUUGUGUACUAUCGUUUCUAUUCACUCAAAGAUGAAGAGGAACAAAGGUAAGCUGACAAGCAGCAAGAUAAAGUUACGAUAUCUUCCGAUACAGUAUCGUCCAGUCGCUUCACCGCACAUGAACAGUGACAUACUUUUUUUUUGUAAAAACUUUUUCUUUUGCAUUAGCUCAUCAGUUAAUCUAGAUAAGGUCGGGCGACGACAGGAAAAAGAAAGAGAAAGAGAGACAGAGAAAAUGUACAGAAGAUUUUGCUUUAUCAGUCAGUCUAUCGCGAGCGUCAAUGUCAUCACUUCUUACAAAGGAUGAGUCGUGCUCUUGGUUUAUACUCGACUGGUUACACAAUCGUACGUAACUGACGUGUGCAAUAUUACGUCACUUUCACACAUCGUUUCGGAGUAAAUGUCCAGAGGGACGAUCCCACCGUGCGUUGAUUCGCUCCUUUAUUAUGACUGUGCUAUCGUGCGAGCGCGCGUCCACGAGCUACGCGAAUAGCGAACUCGUCUAAACGAUCGUGAUCAGUGAAGUGAUAUACAACGAUGGCAGCGGAAUCGGAUGCGAUUAAUGGCUCUGCUCAAGACACGGCGGAGCGAUUCCAGCAGUACCUGAGAAAAUAUGAGAAGGAUGACAAAUUGGUGAUCCUGCAGGCCGAAAGUAUGCCAGGGUCCAAACUCGGCGACAAUUAUACGUCGGUGUUGAUCAGAACAAAACUCUCUGGUAGACGCGGAGACGGAAGUCCGUAUACCGGAACUUUCAUGACGAAGAAGCUCACCCAACGUCCAGCCGCCAGUUUCCUGAAUCUUUUUGAUUUAUUCCGUAUGGAAGCACAUGUCUAUAAAAACAUAUUGCCUCAUCUUGGAUCCUUCGGUCCUCAAUGCAUAUUUGCCGAUAAAGAGACCAUAAUAAUGGAAGAUCUGGGAAAGAAGGGUUACGUCUACCGGGAUAGACGUGACUUCUUAGACUUCAAGCACACCGCAUGUGCUUUAAAGAAACUUGCCCAAUUACACGCAUCGGCGUUCACAGUGAAAAUCAAGAAUUCGCAGAUGUUCCACGAGAUGGUUCGAUCUCUGGAAGAAAUAAUCUACAAUGACGCUAAUUCACGAAUGAGGGACACCACUGAAGUGUGCAUAACGGCGAUUAUAAAUCAGUUGAAGAUGGUAGAUCCGCGAACGCCGGAGCAGCAGAACGUUCUGGAUCACAUUUCUAAUUAUGCCAGCAAAAGCUAUGAUACGUUGAGCAAACUUUUCAACAAACCUAAGGAAACAUACGACACAAUCUGUCACGGUGAUCCAUGGAACAACAAUCUGCUCUUCCUGCAUGACAACAAUGGUAACAUAAUCGAUCUGAAAAUGGUUGAUUAUCAGAUAUGCAGGUACACUUCGGUGAGCACGGACAUUCUUUACCUGAUAUACACCAGCACGCAUUCCUCCGUGAUCGAGAAGGAUUACGAGAGUCUCAUCAAGAUCUAUCACGACGAACUCAUCCAAGUGCUUCGUCGGAAUUAUAUAAACGAGAAGAUUUUGGCGGACCUCGGAAUGCAUUGGUUGCAGGCCGAACUGAAGAAACAUGCGUUUUAUGGGAUGCUCACCGGAUGCACCUUGGCGCAUCCGAUGCUGGCGAAUGAAGAUGACGCGCAACAGUUCGAAAAUAUGAGCUGGGACGAUAAAGAUAAGACAUCCGACUUGAUCUCUGUUAUAACUGAGAACGUAAAUAAGGAGAAACUUGAUCGAAUAUCGUUCGUUACGUUGGACUAUUACAGAAGGUACAUCUCGGACAAGCCGAUAAAACAAUGAUGAUAAAGCAAUGUCUAGUACGAGAUAGUAUCGAUCGGUCGAUUUCGAAAAGUCACGAUGACUUUUAAUCAUAUUUAAUCGUCAACUUUACGGUAACAGUGGACAAUUAUAGUUUUAGCUUUUAUAUAUAAUAGAUAAUACACACAAAAUGUAUAUAUGAAAAAGAAGUUUCGAUUGCUUGCACAUAUGUGAUAUUAAAUACAUAUGUGAUAUGUAAUAUUAAAAUAUAUCGUUAUCUUUAUUAGAUGUACACGUGGAGUACCUUUUCUUUCUGUAAUGGUUUUAAAUUAUAUAACUGUAAGUCUUGAAAUGUGUGUAUACAAUUGAUGUAAAGUCGAGCGCAUAGUAGAUUUUAUUGUCAAUGUCAUUAUUACUUUAAAAAUAGUUAUAUAAUAGUAAAUACAAUCUUAUGUAAUUUUAUCAAAGUUUAACACAUUGAUAUAUAUAUAUUUUUAACCUGCUGCAUAAUUCUUAUAAUGAUAUAUGUUUGCAAAUAUAUAUACAUCAACAUUUAUUUAAAGACACGGUCUACAUAAAUAAAGAUCAUAAAACAUUAUUAAAUGCAAUAAAUGAAGAUAAGUAUGAUUCACA